This is a messenger RNA of Leptopilina boulardi, 3199 nucleotides long. RefSeq names its product katanin-interacting protein-like. The record is from RefSeq and is a predicted model, not a curated record. Lineage: Eukaryota; Metazoa; Arthropoda; Insecta; Hymenoptera; Figitidae. The coding region runs from base 427 to 3090 and encodes 887 amino acids. The transcript has 16 exons.
CGUACACAUAGAAAGUAAUGUUAUGAUUUUUAGUAACCAAGGCAACGUGAAAUCGUCAACAAUGAUCAGUUCUGUCAAGUUCCGUUAAAUUGGUAUACAUGCACUUUAAAGUGUUGACACAAAAUUAACAAAAAAAAGAAAAAUAAAAAUGAUUUUCAAAAUUUCUUUUAUCAUGCAAUUUUAAUCAAAACAAAUGUAUUACGUCAAAGUUUCAUCUAAUUUUGUUAUCUAUUCAACACCUAAUUGACAAACAUUAAUAAUUUCGAACUUCAUUCCAUAACCUAUGCAAAUUAAUAUAGAAAUAGAAAUUACUCAAUGAAAAAAUUUUAUUCAACUUUAGAACAAUUGAUAAUUUUCAUUAAUUAUUUUCAAUACGAGAAUCGUAAAAAAAUUUUCUAUUUUAAUGCAUUUAUUGUUUGAAAAAAAAUGGAAAGAAUCACUAACGAAGAAUCUGAUGGUUUCAAUUAUGUGGGAAUCACCAAUAAAUUACCUCCUUGGCUUUUGGAAAUGACAGAGACAGUGAAAAGAUUAAAUUUACAUGAAAAUAGUGAAAUUGAAUCAAAUUCAGAUUCAUUAAUAAAAACAAAUGAUUUUCAUCCUUUUUUGGAAAAUAAAUUUAAUAAUACCUCAGAGAAAUCAAUUAAUGAAAAAGAUAAAACUUUUAUUACAACGCACAAACUUGAAAAUUCGGAUUGUAGUAUAAUUUUACAAUCCACUGUCAAAUCGCUUCCAAAUUCUCCACGUCAGGAAAUUAGUUGUGAAUCAAAUGAUGUGAAUCGAACUUUUUUCACAUUGAACGAUAUUUAUCAAGCUGAACAAAAAAAUAGAUUAGGAAAUUUGGAUAAGUAUUUAGAUGAAAAAAAAGUAAAGUACACUGUCUCUGAUUCUCCAUUUAGAAUAUCAAAUCGAAUUGAUUAUCAAGAGAGAGAAAAACGUAGAUACAAGUCUAAUUAUUCGAAUUCAAAAAAUGAAUCUACAAAAUCAGAAGUUGAACCAUAUUUACCUACAGGAAUUAUUAAAAGAAAAUUGGACUACUUGGCAGGAAUUGCACCAAAAGAUUCAAUUUUUGAAGAAAGUACAAAACAAUUAGUCGAAUCUAAUAUUAAAAGUAAAGAUUUAGAAAAGAAAAUCAAAAACUCUGAAAUUAUAAUUAAAGAUGACAUAUGGAAAUUAAAAAAAUCAAAAGAAGAUUCAGGGGAGAAUAAAAUUAAUUUUGUAUAUCGUUAUGAAGAGGGUUCAGCAAAAGUUUCAGUUAGGGAGUCAGAAAGAAAUUUUAUCAUUCCCGAAUUACCAUAUGGACAAUCAUUGAUGAUUAAUAUUUUAAGUACCUGGGGUGAUAAAAAUUAUGUUGGUUUAAAUGGAGUGGAAAUAUUUUCUGAAUUUGGAAAACCUGUAAUUAUAGAAAAGAUUUAUGUUGAAGAAAUUGAUUUAAAGGAAUUGUCUAAUGAUGAAUUGUCCAUUAAUGACCCUCGAAGAAUUAAUAAUUUAAUUAAUGGAAUUAAUCGAACUAGAGACGAUACUAAUAUAUGGUUAUCUCCUUUUAUAAAUGGAAAUAAUCAUUUGAUUCAUGUAUAUUUUAAAGAAGCUACUCGUAUUGCAAUGAUACGAAUUUGGAAUUACAAUAAAUCGAGAAUACACUCUUAUAGAGGAGCAAAAGAUAUUAUUAUACUAUUGGAUGAUAUUAAAAUAUUUGAUGGUGAAAUUGCAAGAGCAUGUGGUGAUAUAGUUGGUAGUAUAGGCUCCUUUGGUGAUACUAUUUUGUUCACCACCGACGAAAAUAUAUUGGAAUUAAUAUCAGAAAAUGAUUUAAGUUUUGAGGAUUGUAAUUAUCUUAAAGAAAUUGAUACAGAAGCUGAUAGACCCAUAACUGGAACUGAAGCUGAUUCGUCUUCUUGUUUGAAUCAAUCUGAAAUUUUUGGUGAAAACGAAAAUGGAAUGUCAAUAUCUUGCAAAGAAAUUCAACUUGUAUUAAUUUCUAAUUGGGGACUCUUCAAUAUGAUAGGAUUAACAGGAAUAGAACUUUUCACUGAUCAACAUACACAAAUUUCUUUCGCUCAUGCUAAAAUAUCUUGUAAUAUUGGCAAUGACAAUUUAAUGAGACUUAUAGAUGGAUAUAAUUUAACAAUUGAUGAAAAUCAUAUGUGGGCAACUCAAUUUUCAAUGGACACGACAGUUAUUGUAACAAUUAAAUUUCAUAAAGAAAUUUUUGUCACUGGAAUUAAAAUUUGGAAUUACAAUGCCUCAUUAGAUCUUUCUUAUUGUGGGGUAAAACAAAUGGUUGUAAAAUUGGAUGGAAAACCAGUAUUCGAUCUUAUUGAUGGAUUUAUUUUAAGAAGAGCACCUGGAUGUUGUCACUAUAAUUUUGUACAACAAAUUAGCCUUAUAAAUCCCCCAACAACUGAAAUGAUACAUCCAAAUCAACAAGGCUUGUAUCAUUCUGUAACAUCUGAAGUCGUAGAAACAAAUGACGAUAUGGAUUAUGAAGCACCACCAGUACCUCUUGGAUUUGUAUAUCAAAUUGUUAUAUUUUCAACUUGGGGAGAUCCUUAUUAUGUUGGUCUCAAUGGUAUAGAAAUGUAUGGCACAGAAGGUCAAAAGAUUCUACUUACGGCAGACAACGUUGCAGCAUAUCCUGAAAGCGUAAAUGUCUUAGAGGGAAUGGAUAAUGAUAUAAGAACUCCAGAUAAACUUAUUGAUAAUAUUCAUGAUUCCUGUGAUGGACAACAUUCUUGGUUAGCACCAAUUUUUCCAGGACAGAUUAAUAGAAUUUAUAUAAUUUUUUACCAACCAGUUGCUGUUUCUAAAAUAAAAUUUUGGAAUUAUGGAAAAACUCCACAAAGAAAAGUUAAAGAAUUUGGUAUUUUAGUAGACGAUUUAUUAAUAUAUAAUGGAACAUUGGAUAAAGAUAGUCCGACAGGAGUUAUUUACUUUAAAAAUGCCAAAGACAAUAAUGCUUACAAAAAUAAUUCAUCAAGAUCUCAACACGAAAUACAUCUCGUAAAUUUAGAAAAGAAAACAACAUCUGGCGGAAAUUUUGUACCAGAUCCAUCUCUACGACCACACACGUCUUUAAUUCAAAAGAAUUUUUAAUAAAAGUACGAAAACAAUAAGAAUACAUGUAUACGCAUAUCUAUAUAUUCUUUUAAAUUUUUUAAGAUGUUAGAAUUUUAACUUAUUCAUCACAAAUAAAGUGGUAUUA